GGGCCGGGCGCGCCCAGGGCCGGAGCGCAGCGGCCGGAGUGGCCGCGGAGGCGACGCCGAGGCCGCGCGCGCGACGAGCAGGUGGCGGCGGCUGCAGGACGGCUGUUCUCAGUGAAGGACCCUGCGCCCGCUCCUGAGCAGCGGCCAUGGGCCUGCUCGCCUACCUGAAGACCCAGUUCGCGGUGCACCUGCUCAUCGGGUUCGUGUUCGUGGUCAGCGGGCUGGUCAUCAACUUCGUCCAGCUGUGCACGCUGCUCCUCUGGCCCGUCAACAAGCAGCUCUACCGCCGGCUCAACUGCCGCCUCGCCUACUCGCUGUGGAGCCAGCUGGUUAUGCUGCUGGAGUGGUGGUCCUGUACGGAAUGCACGCUGUUCACGGACCAGGCCACGGUCGACCGUUUCGGCAAGGAGCACGUGGUCAUCAUCCUCAACCACAACUUCGAAAUUGACUUCCUCUGCGGGUGGACCAUGUGUGAGCGCUUUGGCGUGCUGGGGAGUUCCAAAGUCCUCGCAAAGAGGGAGCUGCUUUACGUGCCGCUCAUCGGCUGGACGUGGUACUUCCUGGAGAUCGUGUUCUGCAAGCGGAAAUGGGAGGAGGACCGGGACACCGUCAUCGAGGGGCUGAAGCGCUUGUCCGACUACCCCGAGUACAUGUGGUUCCUCCUGUACUGCGAGGGCACACGCUUCACAGAGAAGAAGCACCGCGUCAGCAUGGAGGUGGCCCUGUCCAAGGGGCUCCCCGUCCUCAAGUACCACCUGCUGCCUCGCACCAAGGGCUUCACCACGGCGGUCCAGUGCCUGCGAGGGACAGUUGCAGCGGUCUACGACGUCACGCUGAACUUCCGAGGAAAUAAGAACCCGUCUUUGUUGGGAAUCCUCUACGGGAAGAAGUAUGAGGCCGACAUGUGUGUGAGGAGGUUUCCUCUGGAAGAGAUCCCACUGGAUGAGAAGGAAGCGGCCCAGUGGCUUCAUAAACUGUACCAGGAGAAGGACGCCUUGCAAGAGAUGUACAACCAGAAGGGCACGUUCCCAGGACAGCAGUUCAAGCCCCCGCGCCGGCCCUGGACACUCCUGAACUUCCUGUCCUGGGCCACCGUUCUCCUGUCUCCUCUCUUCAGCUGUGUCUUGGGCGUCUUUGCGAGUGGCUCGCCCCUCCUGAUCCUGACGUUCCUGGGGUUUGUCGGGGCAGCGUCCUUUGGAGUCCGCCGACUAAUAGGAGUAACUGAAAUAGAAAAAGGCUCUAGCUACGGAAACCAGGAAUUUAAGAAAAAGGAGUAAUUCCCGGCGGUGAUGGCGCACACGUAACCUGACGGUGGUGUCCAUUAACUCGAUUAGACACAGAACAACACACAGAGAUCGGAACAAAAGACCCUUAGAAACGAUUUUUCUUAAUAACUGGUGACUAAUAUUGACCAGGAAACCUUGAGCCAAGAGCAAAGUCGUCGGAGGCCCCUGCAGAGGAAGACUCCGGCCACACCCCUGCGAGGGGCCGAGUCCACCACGGAGCCUGGUGCAGGGGCCACGUGUGUGCGGGGGCGGGAGGGCAGCCACGCCCGGGUCACGGGUCCCACCCCGAUGUCAUCUCGAGAGAAUUCUGCUGCCAGAGGGGGCCUUUGGACGCUUUCUCUGCUUAAACUUAGAUCCCAUUUUUGUUUUGAUCGGUUAUUUCGGGAACCCACCCUGGCCCUUCGCCACCUCCCCUCCCCUCAGCGAACUUUCCCUGUCCUCCCGGGAUGGGGGACAUGGAGGUCCCAGGUCCCCGGAGUGCCCAGCACCUCUGCUCCCCACUCGCCCAUGAGCUGGGCGUGCAGAGCGCUCCGGGGGCCGAGCACACCGCGUGUCGGAUGGACGGGUAGCCCCAUUUCACGGUCAGACCCCUGCUUUCCCGUCUCCUCCCUAACCCUGUGCGUGGGUACCUUGCGUCUGUUUUUAUAGUUAAGGGGCCCCUUCCCCCGGUGGCUGGAACCCCCAUCCCUCUUUCCCCAUGCGGCCUCCACGGGGCUGCACCCCUGCACCCCACGGGGCCCUUGGAUGCUGGUGUAAAGGGCGGCCACCAGCAAGCCUCUUCUGGCUUCAGACUGCUCACUUGGAGCUCAUCAGCUUUGGGAGGUUUUAUCUUUACAGUUGGCCCAUCGGCGGCUUGGCUCCCCGAUGAGAAGCAGCCGUGGGGAGCCUCGCCCGCACUCUGCCUGCCUCCCUUCCCCAAGCAGGCCCCGGUCCCAGGGGUGGCCUGCUCCCAUGUGGCCGGCGUCACCCCGGGGGCUUGGGGGUACUGCUCACCCUCAGCUGCCCCACCCCCGCCAUGGGGUGUCUCCCCGUGACCUGUCGUGGGUCCGCGGCCCCAGGGAGCUGCGUGUUCCGCAGAUGGAGGCGUGGGGCUAGGGCUGCUGGGCUGGUGGGAGGAGGAGCGUGGGGGCCCCCAGCAGCCAGCUCCCCGGGGUCAGCUCAAGCAUCCUGCUGCCGCCCGCCCGGCCUGCACCGGACUUCCUUCCUAAACCUCAGGUGUGCGGUUUCCAAGUCACACUCCCUCGCCCUGUUUAGCAAGGGAAGGAGCACUAGCGGUGUUGGCUCUGGUGGCCUGGAACCAGCAUUCCCAAGAGAGGCAGGUGGAAUUUUCUAGAAGAGGAGGUGGAGGAAAGAGGCAUGGGAACGGUAGAAACAAAAAUUGGGCGAGUACUUAUGCAUCGGGCCAAAGUCUGUGUUUCUGGAGGGUUUCUGGAGACAGCACAUGCUCUCUAGGGGGACACUGUUGGAUUCUGGGUGGUUGCUGGGGUGAAGGGCGUGGUGGGGCUCAGCCCCCAUGAGGCAGAGGCAGGACAGCCCCCCUGUGUUCAAGCACAGCUCCCCUCCUUCCCAGCUGAGACCCCGCACUGCAGGGAGGGCCUGCCUUGGGCUGCUUGCCCUUCCGCAGCAGCCCAUCUGUGUGUGUCAGUAACUCCCCAGCCCCUGGGAUGUCCCGGAGCCCAGACGCGUCACCUGCAAGACGCAGAUUCAGAUCUCCCACCCGUUAACCCCUAGCUCGCGAUGCAUUCUCUGCCCCCGGGGUUGCGGCGCGCCUGGUGAGCCCGCCGGGGUCGCUGAGCGCGCUGUGCCGAGUCCCGCCAGCUCGGAGACCAGGGCCAGUGGGUGUGAGAUCUCAGCCCGAUUCCCUUCCCAUCUAACAGAUGAGCUUGCGCACUUAGUGCCAAGACCUCGAGAGCAAUAAAGUCUACACCAUGAAUGCUUGGGGGUUUUGUUUGUUUUCCGAGGGGGAUAGGUUGCUUUUCAUCCACCGCAGAAGGGAAAGGGAGAGGGGAACUCCUUUAAUUUUUUAAAAUCAAUCAGAAUAGUGCUUUUCUUUCCUCCUCAUGCCCCACAACUGAGCCUUCUCUGUUGCUGAUGUCAGUGUCCAAAUUAAGGCCGAGUGCUUGGACCGUGCGGGCUGGCCAUGGUUGGGGUGCACUCGGGCACCGGGUCCUGGCAUCCCCUGCCGGCACCCCAUAGGCUGAGCUUGGAGCCUGGGGGCUGCUGGUGGCUCAUCUCUUGGCUCAGAGCCAUGCUGGGCCCCCAGGCACCUCCCACGCGUGCACCCCGGACCUCCCAGCCAGUACAGUUCAGGUCGUCACUACCCCUGGGAGGGAGGGCCCCGGCCUGUGUGUGUCCCUCUGGGGAGUUCCAGGGGCUUCAAAGCUGCCUGUGGCUGCUACCAGCACUUGGGGACUCCGAGAGAGCAGUGUAAGUGACCGUCCCCACUGCCGGUGGGCCAGGAGGUGCUGGGGAAGGGCUUAGCCGGUCAGAAAGUAUGUCCUCGUUUGCAGUUCAUCCAAAGCAAGAAGUGACCCUGGCCAUCCGGUGCUUGGUGGCAGUGCAGCUCUCCUUGAGGUGUCCCCACAGUCCCUGUCCUCGAGAAGCACAGAGUCUAGCGGAAGAGAGGCGUUCUGAAUGUACAAACCACAAACAGCAACAUAAACCAACAAUGUAAACUACACUUAGUUGUAAACAACGCACGUGCGGGCCCCGAUCCACCCACAGUCUCCCCUCGUCUGUCCCUCCUACGCCCCCUCCAAGGCACGGGAACCUUUCCUUCCCCGCGUUUAGUUAGCGUCACCGUUGAGCUGAGCCAAGAGUGGGGGGCGCGUUCGGGGCGAUCUCGGGGCCCUCACACUCCAUGUCGCUUCCUCCGCUGGGCACUGACAGGACAAGCCACGCAGAAUCUUUCCAGCUCCUCUUCAGCCGGGCUGUCCGACCGUGUGCAUCAGCUCACGCUUCCAAGUUCUCAGUGACCCCUGCAUGCAGCGCUCGGUGUCCCGUGGCAUCCCGUGGCUUCUAACACUCCCCCAGUCUAACCAGGCUUGGGGGGACAGCAGUGGCCCUGGCGUGCUGGCCCGUUUCCUCUCUGGACACGGCGUGUCCGUGGCCCAGGUGCCCACUCCUGUCUCCAGCGAGUGAGCUCCUGCUGGAAAGUGAGCCUUUGUGAGCGCCCGGGGCCUCGGGGUGGGUUCCACACCCUCGUCUGUCAGGGCCGGGACACCCCAGUGCAAGGAAGGGGUGAGGGUAGAAGAUGGCACGCUGUGUUCUGCUUGGCCGAGGGGUGGACACACAUGAACUCAGUCUUAACAUGAGCAUUUGCUGCCGUCCAAUUCCGUGAAAUUGGUGGCAUCCCCAUGAGCUGCGCGGGGACAUUAACGACAAGAGGACUUUUAGGGGACCUAGGAGAUGGCCAGAGAAGUGGACACCAGCCAGCCCCGUCAGCAGCCAAAUAUUCUUUUCAAAGACAAUGGCAUUGCUUAACAUUUUUAAGCUCUGUAAUGACACGUCCUCCUGGAGUUUUCUUUUCUCAUCAACUUUUUAGUUUCUUAACUUCCUGUUUCAAAAGUGACGGGACAGACGUCGAAUGAUAAGGCCCUGAAAUGCACUAAGCCGUGUUAAGUUAAACUGAGCUACUUGAGGCCACGAAGAAAUGCCUCUGGUCUGCCUGUAUGUAUUGUCUCAGACCCGUGAGAUUCGUACGUUGUGACAAUCAAAUGUGACUCACCUAGAUGCUGGGAAAUGCCACUGGCUUCUGAGCCACAGAGACGGUCGCCAAGUACUGUAACUGUGAAUGAGCCUCUCUCUUUGGAAAACCACACGGACCCCCAGCUCGGUGCGUGUGAUGGACGUCGGGGCUCUUUUCCGGAACUGGCGGAUGGGUCCUGCCUGCCUGUUGGCCAGUUUCAAAGAGUGAUGAAUUCUCUACAGGGUGCAAAUGUAUUAUAUGGGUGUUUCCUUUUGUACACUUCAUUUUUACAAGUUUUGCUACUCACAAGCUUUAUGUAGUCCAGGAUAGAGGUAUUUUUGGCCUAUGGGAGCCUGUGGGGGUGGGGUGGGGAUGGGCAAGCUACCUGAGACUUUACCAGUCUGCAUCCUGAACAACCGGCUGUGUCUGCCACACACUGUGGCGAUCGCUUUGUACGUGGGCGUGUCUGCACCUGCCCUGACGGUGGUACUUUCUAGAUAAAAUGCUGCAGGCACCA
This is a messenger RNA of Neogale vison (American mink), 5491 nucleotides long. RefSeq names its product 1-acylglycerol-3-phosphate O-acyltransferase 3 (gene AGPAT3). Lineage: Eukaryota; Metazoa; Chordata; Mammalia; Carnivora; Mustelidae. The transcript is spliced from 9 exons. Bases 147 to 1277 code for a protein of 376 amino acids. Gene Ontology annotation, cellular component: endoplasmic reticulum; endomembrane system. Gene Ontology annotation, molecular function: 1-acylglycerol-3-phosphate O-acyltransferase activity. The record is from RefSeq and is a predicted model, not a curated record.